Molecule: messenger RNA, 707 nt
Organism: Rosa chinensis
Lineage: Eukaryota; Viridiplantae; Streptophyta; Magnoliopsida; Rosales; Rosaceae
Product: phytosulfokines 3-like
Exons: 2
Coding region: 44-334 (96 amino acids)
Biological process (GO): cell population proliferation
Cellular component (GO): extracellular region
Molecular function (GO): growth factor activity
Source: RefSeq, a predicted model, not a curated record
AAAUCUUAAGCUAGCUUGAGAUUUGAGAGUUGAGACCAAACCAAUGGCAAAUAAUAUUGGCCUUAGUUUCUUCCUUCUGGCUCUACUUCUACUUUCAAAGGUGGAAGCAAGACCAAUGCCUGCAGCUCCCAUUUUGCCUCUAUCUGAUCCAAAAUUUUCAUCUUCUUCCAUUUCCAUAACAUCAUCAUCACCUAAUGGAGCAAGCCUGAGUGAUAUUGAUGAUGAUGAUGCUUGCAAGGGUUUAAACAGCAAGGACUGUUUGAUGAGAAGGUCGAUGGUUGCCCACACAGAUUACAUCUACACACAGGAUAUCAGCACUAGUACUGAACCGUGAUACUAGCUAAUAUUUUCUUCUUUACUUUCUGUUGUAAAUCUGGCGAAAUCCUAUUUAUGGUGGAAAGUGAAGGUUUUUGUAUCUAAUUUGAUAUAUGAAACCCUGGAAUUGAGAUGUAAUCACAUGAAGUUCAAUGCAUGGCGAGUAUCCAGGCUAUUCAGUCACUCUAAUUCCCUGUUCAUGAUCAGCAACAAAGAACAAGACAAAUUUCAUGUGAUUUUGUGAUACUCACUGAGUCAAUGUUAUUAAAAACUCUACACUACUCCUAGUCUCCUACCACCAUUAAGUUGUUUAACAUAAAAUAAAAGGUUUCAGUUGUAUGAUAUAUAAAACGUAUAGAGAACAGUCUUGUCUUUAGAAGACAAGAUGAACU